Protomyces lactucae-debilis is the source of this 2369-nucleotide messenger RNA. RefSeq names its product armadillo-type protein. Gene Ontology annotation, cellular component: GID complex. Lineage: Eukaryota; Fungi; Ascomycota; Taphrinomycetes; Taphrinales; Protomycetaceae. Gene Ontology annotation, molecular function: protein binding. Gene Ontology annotation, biological process: proteasome-mediated ubiquitin-dependent protein catabolic process. The transcript has a single exon. The record is from RefSeq and is a predicted model, not a curated record. Bases 163 to 2238 code for a protein of 691 amino acids.
CCUGACACUUGACGAGACCUGACCACAAACACAAACGCGCGCACUGUUCCUCUCUCUGCAGCGCUUCCCUCAUCCUUGCUCCAUCUUCCCAUUGACUGCCCAGAGGAAAAGCUUAGCUUCCAUCACGCGCAGUGCAGGCAGUGCAGGCAGUGCAGUGCAGGCAUGGUCAAUACACUCGAUGACCCACUCACACCUUCCCUCGAUGCGCUGACUCCAGAUGCCCAGCUACAGCUCCUCAAGCGUCUCAAGCACGAGAUCAUUGGGCAUCUGGAGCGCAAACAGCAAGUUCUCGCAUCAGGCAUCCUCCCACCUCUCGUUGCCGUCUUGCGCACACGACAUCCAGCCGAUGCAUCUGUCCAAGCACAGGCGCGCGUGCAAGCGGCUAUUGUCCUUGCAUCCCUCUGUCAAGCGCCAGGACUCGUCGCACAAAGUACUCCAGUGCAGGACUCACCUUUACAACCAGGUCAAUUGGAUCAGUCAACAUUGACAGCAUUGAUGGGUGCGCUUCUUGAAGCGACCGUGGAAGUACCAGGGGAGCCGAGCUUGGCGAUACCGUGCUUGCGUGCACUUGGACAGCUGUGUGCGGCAGGCGCACCGACAGAGCAGAUCUGGUCACCUAUGAUCCUAGAUGCCUUUCACAGACUGCUGCUCGCCCAUGAGCAUGCCAUCAAACCGACCACCUUGCAGCAAGCGAUGCUCAUUUCAAAUCUACUUGCUACGCAUCGACGCAAUGUACCUCUAGACCAGAGAUGGCGUCGUUUAUUGCUAGACGCACUGAUUGCAUGGAUCUUUAACAUGAUACGAGAUGGCGGGCUAUCUAUUGAAACUGCAUCGCUUCCUUGUAAGUGUCUCGAACAGCUACUUCGCGCUGCAGCAGCCUUGUGCGAAAAUAACGUAGACGCCUGCAUUCAAUUCGCAGGAUCUGGAGGCCACAAUCAAAAGUUGGAAGAUGGAGAUCGGCCGAUGCUAACACUCCUUCUGACCCUCGUCAAGAGCGAAUCGGAUGGCUUGCGGCUAUAUGCGAGCAGUUGUCUUGCACAGAUACUCCAGCAAGGUGCACUCCCGAGAAAACUUUACCCAGCCAUGCAACGCGUGGUCGUACCCAUUCUUGUGCGAUUGCUCGAUGUCACGAGCAUGGCGGAUAAAGCACCAUUCGUCUUAGCGCAACUUGUCAAUGAUUCUGCCGAUUUACAGCAGGCUGCCGUUGAAGCCGGUGCGCUGACUGCUCUUGUGGGCAUGUUCAAAACUACUCCAACAGAUGCAGCGAGAUUAGAGGGUAAUUUGCUUGCUCUUGCAGCAUUGACGCUCUCAAAAGAUGAGUAUAGGCGACAAGCGCUCGAUGCGCAUAUCGUUGCAACACUGCUACAAGCGAUGCAACACAAAGUCCCUGCUGUUCGCGCAGCUGCCUGUCAAUGCACACGCUCCAUCUCGCGAUCCAUGGCCAUCUUGCGUACUAAUCUGCUGGACGCCUCUCUUGCCUCGGUGGUGUUCAGUCUUUUGGAUGACACAGACUUGCAGGUCAGAACAACAGCUACAGCGGCAGUCUGCAACCUGGUCCUUGAGUUUAGCCAUAUGCGGACAUUCUUUCUAUCAGCUGGCAUACUCGACAAGCUCGUUCCAUUCUGUACAGCACAAGAAGCUGAACUCAGGCUCAAUGCAGUCUGGGCGCUCAAACAUCUCGUGUAUGCCGCAGAUGCUGAGAUCAAAGUUGCAACCCUCACAGCACUCUCACCCCAACGACUCUGCAGUCUCUGUGAUGACUCAGAGCCUGCAGUCUCUGAACAAGCUAUGGAGUUGUUGCGGAACUUAAUUUGUGGCAAGCCCGAGAUGAUUGAUGGUCUUCUGCAACUCUUCCCGGCACCUCUCCUCAUGACGCUCAUCAACAAAAACUUACAACCUCAGGUACCUAGUCAAGUGGCCGCCUCGGCGCUGUACACACUCGUUCAUCUCGCUGCUGGAAGUGUUUCGCACAAGGACCUUGUUCUAUCUGACUUAGCAUGUCUCAAGCUCGUGGUUCGCCACCUGAACCAUACGGAUGAACGAUGCCGUGUACCGGCCGUCUGGAUUUUCAUCAACUUGACAUGGUCGGAGGACCACGACUUUUCCGAAGCCCGUACAAGACGCAUCAAUCAGCUUGUUGAGUUGGAUGUUCUCACUGCCUUGCGCUCACUCGAGGAAGAUCCCAGCCAGGAUGUCAGGGAACGCGUCAAAACGGCACUCUUGCAAUUGCAGUCAUAGCCCAGCACUUGUAGCAUACUUAUUUUUAUGAAGCAGGCACCACCAUCUCCUUACGAAUCAAGGCGACUUCAUCUGCAUUCACUUUGGAGAGUCCAAGCUCCUUGACAAUUUCCUCUGCAUCUUCACCCAUC